Exophiala xenobiotica is the source of this 735-nucleotide messenger RNA. RefSeq lists its product as uncharacterized. NCBI's taxonomy places the organism in Eukaryota, Fungi, Ascomycota, Eurotiomycetes, Chaetothyriales, Herpotrichiellaceae. The transcript is spliced from 7 exons. Bases 89 to 556 code for a protein of 155 amino acids. The record is from RefSeq and is a predicted model, not a curated record.
CGGAGCUAACAAUAAACAAAUUGUUCUCAUACAAAAGUGAUCGAUCUUCUGUAGUUUGAACCUCAAACAUUUUCCACACACUCCAACCAUGCUUCGAAUCUCGCGCUCAAUCAAGCAGACUCAGUCAUUGAUCUCACUGCAGACCUCAAGACCACUCUCCGUGUCCUCAAUAAGAAUGUCUGACAAAUCAUCUCUCGACGCCAAUAAGGGCUCUGUGGGCAAAGAAUUCACUCCUCAGGGAAAAGCAGGUGGUACCGCCCAAGAAAUCGGUGGUCCGUUUGACAAAGAAGGUGCUAUCGGCAAGCAAUUCACAACCGAGGGCUCGGUCGGAGGCACAGCUCAGUCGGCGGCUCAACAGAUGCAAGGCGAGAAGAAGCCUGUCUUUGACAAGGACGGGGCGGUUGGCAAACAAUUCAAGCCUGACGGAGCCAUUGGCAGCGUGGGCGAGAAAGUCGGAGGUCCUUUUGCAUCAGAUGGAGCGAUAGGGAAGCACUUCAACCCCGAUGGAACGGUUGGUGGCACAGUGCAAGAAAACUUGGGAUCCGGCAAGAAGUGAUCGAGUCACAAGAACGCGAUUCAGAGGCAGGAUGGAAGAUCAAAAUCAGUCGACAUAUGGAAUAGUCGAAGACUAGGCACGCGUUAGCCUAUAACAAUUGGUUGCUUCGAUCAAAUGUGCCUGUCGUGCUUUUCAGUCUUUUCCUGCAGCACCAGUCCGCCAGCAUGCCAAGUAUUUAC